AUAAAAGCAGAGGGAAGGAAAUAAUGUUAAUUAAGAAUUGGGGUUUGAUUUUAGCGGCAAAACCAAAAUACGCGCCUCCAGUGUCGUACCUCCCUCGACAGAACCCAACGGUGUGGAUUGGAAGAGCAAAGGCCGAAAUGGAAAACGCCACCGUAGAUCUCAAGCCACAUGGAGAAGAUUUGAGCGGCUGCGUUCAUCAACUCCCCUGCUGCGUCAAACACGACGGUCCCGCCUCCGUUUCCCACUACUUCAAACCUAAAUACAACGGCGUCUCUGACGAAGGUUUGCCAUUACAGGAAGCGCAUUUCAGAGGAAGGCUACUCCAGGGAACCACUCUCCAACUUCCUCACGGUUACUCUGGUUUUGUUCUGGCUAAGAAAACAUCGCCUCCGUCGUCUAAACAAUACUCGAAUUCUUGGGUCACCAAAGCAACGUUUCAGGACAUUACCUAUUGGAACCAUGACUACGUUCCUUCCCAUAACGAUGAAAUGCUCCGAGCUUUUCAUUGGCUUACUGUUGCAAAAGCUCUGCACGAUCCUGUGACACCGGAGGAAUUAGCUUCGUCAUCUUUUGCACUCUAGAGAUGGACUGCAUUGCUUAUGAAAUGCUGUAUCUGUCAAAUUUACUCUUAAUUUAUAGCUGUAAUAUUUAUGUUUUAGUUGUACAUUUUCGUUGUCUCCAACAAUCGCAAUCUACUGUAUUACUUCCCCUUUGACAGAAAAAUAUCCAUUUUUCUCUAUGUUAAUACAA
This is a messenger RNA of Vigna angularis (adzuki bean), 750 nucleotides long. RefSeq lists its product as uncharacterized. The record is from RefSeq and is a predicted model, not a curated record. Lineage: Eukaryota; Viridiplantae; Streptophyta; Magnoliopsida; Fabales; Fabaceae. Gene Ontology annotation, cellular component: ribonuclease H2 complex. Gene Ontology annotation, biological process: RNA catabolic process. The transcript has 3 exons. Bases 24 to 581 code for a protein of 185 amino acids.